Messenger RNA from Trichomonas vaginalis G3, 363 nucleotides. RefSeq lists its product as uncharacterized. NCBI's taxonomy places the organism in Eukaryota, Parabasalia, Trichomonadida, Trichomonadidae. The record is from RefSeq and is a predicted model, not a curated record. Bases 1 to 363 code for a protein of 120 amino acids. The transcript has a single exon.
AUGUAUAUAACACGUGCUUUCAGAAAGGUUGACUUUAUACUUCAAGUCGAGAUAGAAAAUGACGAACAGUCUUUAAGCGCCCAAAACAUUCACAUAUACAAAUACUUUAAAGACGAUACAACAUUGCAACAAUGUAUGAUUUCAUUUAAUGAGAUGUUCGAGAAAAAGUUCAACAUUGAAGUACAAACUUUACAGCCUUUACGUGAGUUUCUUGCACAACUGAAAGAAGAAGGUAGUCAGCCACAACUUAUAGACUUUCAUUAUGAAUUUAAUGAAAAUGCUGAUGGAACUCAUGACUGUCAAUUCAUUGUAUUCUCACCAUUCAAUGAAGUAACUAAAAAGAAAAAAAUCCAUUACGUAUAA